Molecule: messenger RNA, 5189 nt
Organism: Larimichthys crocea (large yellow croaker)
Lineage: Eukaryota; Metazoa; Chordata; Actinopteri; Sciaenidae
Gene: tex11
Product: testis expressed 11
Exons: 29
Coding region: 130-2874 (914 amino acids)
Biological process (GO): meiotic cell cycle
Molecular function (GO): protein binding
Source: RefSeq, a predicted model, not a curated record
CUUAAACCUUGUUACCUUUCCUUCUGGUCAGAUUUAACUUGGCGCUCAUUUGUUGUGUCAGCUGUCAGUCACGUAAGAGGCGCUGUGGUGAGGACCGACAACUCAUUUCAGCGGGUUUAAACCUAAAACAUGGAGCAGUUUGUUUCAACUGUCAAAUGUCUCACAGAAAACCUGCUGCAGACAGAGCCGGCAGAUUUUGAUGAAGUCAUAGAGAAACUCUUCGGUGAAGUCUCUGCUCUGGAAGAUUUCCCUAAAAUAACAGAUCCGCAGCUUGAGGAGUGUGCCAUCCAGCUGUGGAACUGGGCAGUUACUAAGAACGUGGGCACGAGUAUAAGUAAAAAUCAGAAAGCCAAAGUGCGUCAUGUCGCAUGCAGUCUGCUGUACUGCUGUGAGCCUGAGAAUCCAACAGAGGGCGUCCUCCGCAAGCAAAUCUUGAUGGCAGGCAAAACAGGGAGAACCUGGCUGGACUGCAAAAAUCCUCAGAUGGCAGAUAACGUCUUAAGGCUUGCUGUCAAGAGCCUGGAAACGCUCUACAGCAAACUAACGUCCAGAGGUGAUGGAGCAGCUGACAUCACUUCAUCCAAAGGAGAUGUAGAGAAAGAUCUGCUUCGAAUUCUCUCAUGUCAGGCAGAAUCGGCCUUAGGUCAAGGGAAUAAUCAUGACGCUGUGGCUUAUAUGCAGCGCUGUAAAGAAAUGCUGCUCAGGCUACCAAAAGAUACUGCGUACCUCUCCCUUAUGUGCUACAACUUUGGAAUAGACACUUACGAAGUGAGAAAGUUCGAGGAUAGCGUGUUUUGGUUGAGCCAAAGCUAUGACAUUGGGAAAAUGAAUGUGACAUAUGCUCCUGGACCAGAAGUCCGGUUUCCAUCACAACAGGCCAAGGUUUUGAGGCUCCUUGCCACUGUUUAUCUGGAGUGGGACUGUGACAGAUUUCAGGAGAAAGCUCUUAAUGCUGUCAGCUUAGCCAACAAGGAAUGUGUGAGUGCCUCUGGGCUGUACUUAAAGAUCAGAAUACUCCUGAGAUGCAGGGCCUCAGAUGAUCAUAUCAGAGCAGGACUUAAUGAGAUGCUGGAAGCGAAAGUUUCCCUUGAAGUGUGUCUGAGCACAGUGAAACUACUCACGUCUGGAGACAGAGAUCUGCUGGUAUUUGAGUGUCUGAAUCGUGUGUGUCAGCACUUUGAGUCGUCCCCUGACUUGGGAACUGCUCUUGUCUUGCAUGUUGAGCUGCUACUGCAGAGAGGCAAGGAGCUGUUGGGCAAACAGAAGAUAGAAGAUAUCAUCACUGGCCACUAUACAGGAAAACAGCUGAGUCCACAGGCCCUCACAUGUCUACAUGUCAUGCUGUGGGAUCAAGCGUCCAAACACUUUGAGGCCAGGAACUAUACUGAGGCUCUUCAGUGGUAUAACUACUCCCUGAGUUUCUUUAAGCGAGGUCAAAUGGAGCCCAACUCAGCCAAACUACAGAGGAACAGAGCUUCCUGUUUCCUGCAGCUUAAACAACUGGAAAAGGCCAAAGAAGCAAUUAAAGAAGCAGAGAGGUGUGAUCCUGACAACAUUUUCACCCAGUUCAGUAUUUACAAGAUCGCAGUGCUGGAGAACAAUGUGGGGAAAGCUGCAGAGGCACUGAAUGUGAUGGGACAUCUGUCCAAGAGUCCUGUGGCCAGUGAGGACAAACUGCUGGUAUCUGGGAACGCUGCAUCCAAUCUCCUCAGUCUGGCAGCUCAGAUUGCUUUAGAGAACGACCAGCAGGAAACUGCCGUGAAAGCUCUGGAGAGUUUGUGUGAACACUCCAAAGAUGAAGCUCAGGUUCUGACUGCUCUCAGGUGUUUGGUUCGACUCGUCCUUUCCACAACAGAAAAAUCACGUGAUGAGAUGAGGAGUGUGACUCUGGAUGUCCUGCUGCCAUAUCUAAAAAUGGCUUUGCAGAAGGUUUCACACCAGUCUGGCAUGACUGUCGAGCAACGCACAGAGGAAGCUAACUGGUUCAGGAAGAUUGCUUGGAACUCGGCUCUGCAGUGCGAGAGCAGCCCUGACAGAAUGAGGGAUUUCUUUGUGCUCUCUUACCAGUUCUCCCAGCUGUGCCCUUCUGAUCACACACUGCUCAUGGGUCAGAAGACAUGUCUGCUCAUGGCUGCUGCUGCCUCUUUGGAGCUCUACAGGAAGUCGAAUCUCUCUGCCCAGACGGAGGAGCUCACUCAGACUCUGGAGCACAUUCAGAUCUGUAGGGAGGUCUGGAAAACCCUGAAAGCAUCAGGAAACUUCCCAAUGGACCCCACAGACACACUGCUGCUGCUGUAUGAAUUCGAGGCUUAUGCUAAGCUGAAUGACCCCACGGUUGAGACAGUACUGGAGUCUGUCAUGGAGCUUGAAAAUGUUGAAAUCAAGGUGCUAGAGACCAUUGCAGCCUUAGCCAUGGAGCCUCCAGCCCACUUCCCUCUGCUGUGUAAGAAGGCCUUGAGGGUUGCUCUCUCUCUGCACAGGAAACAACCACAGGCCGACCUGGCACGCUGCAGCAAGUGCGUUCACAGCCUGAUCAAGCUGUCCCUCCCAAGUGGUGUAUCAGAGGUGGAGGCCCAUGUGCUUGAGGAGGUGUGGGGCUACUAUGAGGAGGCCCUGUCCAUCAUUGCAGCCGCACCGGACGACUUCCCAGAGAUAGAGACCCUGUGGUUGCUGACUGAGGCUUGGAACACGGGGAUCUUGCUGUACAGCCUGGCUCAGUACCCCGAGUCUGAGAAGUGGUGCGGCCUCGCCAUGCGCUUCGUCCGCUACCUGGGAUCCCUGCAGGAAAGCUACGAAACACAGAUGUCCAGUCUCUACAGUGAAAUCCUGGACAAGUUGGACAAAGCCAAGAAGAACCACAUCAUGGAAGAAUAACCGAACUGGGGCUGUUCAGCUGUUGUUAACUACCCGUUCAGAGGGUGAACUUACAUUGACUCAGUUUGUUGCAGCUUAAUUUGAUUAACGUUAUGGUAAGAUGUUCACCAAAUAUUUCAGUUUGAUAAGUAGUUGCUUUAAAUCUGCCUGAUUGUAGGGCGCCCCAGUAGAAUAGUGGUUAAGACAUAUACCACAUUCAUUCCUGGUUUGAUUUUGGUCUGGGACUCUCUCUGUGUUUCCAGUCUUUCUCUGUCUCCUGUCAAUAAAAGCGACAACUAAUCUUAUCUUAAAAUUAUACCACUGUGAUAACUCAAUUAUUUCCACUUAAAGCAGAAUAACAAGCACAUCAAAAAUCAUAACUGAGUCACAUAUUUUAUUUUCAAACAAAUAAACUCUUGUCAAGUCCCAAAAUAAAACCCAAACAAAAGAAGCAGGUCUGUGUUCCCUCAUGACUAGGACAGGGAAGACCAUGAGGCCGAGUGUCCUGAUAGGCUGUACCACCUGCAGUGACAGGAAGGAAACUACUGUACAAUCAAAAGGGUUCAUGUUUGCAAGCACUUACUGCACAGAUGUGCUAUAACAUAAACAUCAUCACCCAAAACUACAAACAAGAACCCUAACCCCCCCCCACCCAAAAAAUAAAAGCAUAUAUGUCAUUUCUCUCAUCAGAACAAAGACCCUCAUCAAUUAUACACACAAAGAGGCAUUCAGGUUCCGUCUCGUUAUAUACCACAACCUCAAUGGAAAGAGGAAAAUGAAAUCAAGUUCUUUGGGCUUUGACAUGGCUGACUGAGGUAUGAAUACCACACACAUUGUUAACAGUCAGCUGUAUUUCAACUAAACACCAGAAAGGACCAACUCUAAACUUCUAAUGAUGUAUUGAUCAACGCUCCUGGUUUCUGUGAUAUUGUGUAGGUUUCUGCCUGCAUCUCUUUUUAAUUAUUUUACAUAUUUUUUAUUUUUUUGUUAAGUCUAUACACCCAGACACGUUCCACAAGAAAUCACAUGUAGACAGGCCCUACUUGAGGGAAUUGAAUUCCCAUCUGACUAGUUAAAUUUUCCAAUAGGCAUUUGAAGAGAAAUACCAACAAUACAGCACAUUUGUAUGGACAUUAUAUCUCAAGAGUAGCUCAAACUUUACUUACCUGACAUUUGUGGUCUAUAAAACAUGUUUGUCCCAGUUUGAUUCACACAUGCAUGAAGCACAGGUGAGGGGGGGAGGGGGAUCUGCUGAGGGCUUAUUUACAUUGUACAGCUACCACACCUUUUGAAACAGUCUGCAAGCAGUUUAUAAAUGGCUCUGUUCCCUUCGGUUAUUCCCUGAACUCUGGUUUUGACACAGGUAAUGACAGCUGGUUUAGCAGUGGUGCCUGUCAGGUGGGCACACCUGUUCAGAAAAUGCCUGCAGGUACAGGUGCUCUGUGGUUGGGAGAGAGAGCAGGGGGACCCCAGAGGUCGAGGUUACGACCUCUCGUUUGGUCUGGCUCUCAGAUGAAAGAAAGAAAGAAAAAAAAAAUCCCUUUGCACUGGUCAAAAAGCUGAGGAGGAAAGUGAGAACGUGGGGCCGCAGUGUGCCGUCUUCAGGAGGAGCUCUCUCUCAACAUGCACACGUUAACAUAGAGUGCCAAGAUCUGCAUGGGAGGGUGGAGCAGGUCAUUUCAAUCCAGGUGAUGUCAAACAGCCAAACUCAAAGGUUACCACAUCGGUGAACAAGCUCCCCGCCUCACGAAAAGAGAAGACACGUGAUACAGCCUGAUUACACAGUUUAGUUGAAAAUGCCGUUAACUAAGUGACCGUACUACCAGUACUUGUUUGUUCACAUUUGACAGCUACCAACGCUCUGCGUCACCGCUCAAACACGACAUUUUUUCGGUCGCGGGGGAAAAUGGUAACCGUACGUUAAGAUUCCUGAGCUGGUCUAGCUCACUCCAGACACACUAAGUGUUCAACACAGUGGUUCAGCACCUGCCAACAACAGAUUCAUUAAGAAUUCAUACAUUUAUAGAUACACAAAGCAUUUAGGUUUAAUCAAACCCAACUUUAGUGUUAUUUUUGGUAGGGGGACAGGGGACAAUCCAAAACAGGUUAUAUUGACUCUUUAAUUGUUAGGACAUCCAAUACAAUUAUUGUCUUGUUCUACCCGUUUUAAGGCCACCGUCACGGUGGCAGAUAGGACAGUACCAUGUGACCAUUCAAUCAGAAGAGAAUCCUCUUGGAAGGCAGAGAGUGUAAUAGGGUGGUCUGCUGCUCAACAUAAGUUAUGAGCCUCUGGCUGUCCAAAUUGUAAUCUAAUAGCCAAAUUCUUUAAUUACACA